Molecule: messenger RNA, 264 nt
Organism: Colletotrichum aenigma
Lineage: Eukaryota; Fungi; Ascomycota; Sordariomycetes; Glomerellales; Glomerellaceae
Exons: 1
Coding region: 1-264 (87 amino acids)
Source: RefSeq, a predicted model, not a curated record
AUGGGCAACUCCUCCGAAGAACUUUUGGGAUUGGUGUUUCCUGCCGCUGGCGCCACAUCUGAUGACCUGAUUUCCAUUUCCUGCAUAGCCGGCCAGGCGGGCUCAAGUGGCGGCACCGGCCAAUGCGUGAAGGCGUUGCGCCGCGAGAUACGCGACGUGAGACCAAGUCUAGGUACCCUUUGGCCGGUGGCCCCAUACGAGAGAUACAAGGUCGUCUCGUCUUAUAUAUCCAGGUACCCAGGGAGGACCAGACCGGCGCUGUGA